UAGUUAAAUUGACUUUUGUUGUUGCAAGACAAAUAUACAACAAAUAUUUGCAAAAAAAAAAAAAUUGAAAAAUCCGCCCACGCACCUUCGCCGCCGCAAACUCGCCGCCCAAGCACCGUACAACUACGAGCGACCCAAAUCCGCCCAACCUUGACGUCGAAAUAGCAGGUAUCUGUCUUUUAAAAUUUAACGAAAAUGAAAAUUGAAAAAGGUUAGACAAAAUCAAUGUUUCCCGUGGGUUUCUUUUUUUUUUUUGUUAAAAUAACAUUUGUUUGAUAAUGUUUUAAAAUUGUUAUUUUAGGGGUUUGAUGUCGAUUUUGUUUGAAAACUAUUGAACUUUGGAUAUCGACCUGCAAAUGUCGAUUUCGUGGGAGGAUUUGUUGAGUUGUGAGUGUUCUGAAUGUUGAAGUUUUGUGAGAUUAUGUAAGAGAAGGAUAAAUGUUUUUUUAGAUUUUGGAAAAUGGAGAAGAUGAUAAUUUGGUGUAAUUGUUAAAUUUUUAUGGUAUUGUAUCAAAAUCAAACCAGUCUGUGUGUUUACAAUUGAUUUCAAUUUCGUCCCUAAGUUAUUUUUUAAACAAUAAAUUCUGUUUAAAAAUUGAUUGGACUAAAAUACCCCUAAAUUAUACAUUUAAAUUUUAUUAAAAAUAAAACUAUACUCCAAUUUUUUAAGUCCCAAACUUUUUAGUUUCACAGAAAAAUAAUUUUACUAUCACUAUUAAUAUAAUCGAGAAGAAUUUACUAAUUAAACCAAAAUAAUUUUCUUAAAAUUCUAAUUAAAUUAGUUACGCUCCGCCGGCGCUCGCCCACUCCGCUCCGCCGCCGUCAACACCAUAACUCUCCACCGCCGUCAACAGACGACAGAUAAAUUAUGUGGUUUUAACUACUAUAAAUAUGGAGAUUGAUCUGCAGACUGCUGUUGGCAUUGCUGGAAUCAUUGUGGGGGCAUUUUCUUACUUCAGACCAGUGAUUGUUUUCAUGAAGACUGUGCAGAGACAGUGGACGACGGGGGAUUUAUCUGCAACCCCCUGCUUACUGACAUAUGUCAAGUGUACAUUUUUUAUGUGGUACGCUUUGCCGGAUGUCUCACGCGGCAAUCAUCUUUUGUUCAUAUGCAAUUUCGUUGGUUUUCUCUUUGCAAGCAUAUACAUCGUGACGUUUCUUUGGCUUUCACCAAGGGUGGUGGUGUUAAAGAAUGUUGGAGCAAUUUUUGUUGCAAUUGCUAUUUCCACCGCCCAUUUGGUUCUUCCUCGAGCAUGGCUUCAUGGCUACGAGAGGCAGCUGCUAUGUGGUCUUGUGGCCGCUGGUUUCUCCAUCUGUACGUGUUGGCCGUCAGUUAAAAUCAUAGACUCGGUGAUGAAAACGAAAAAUGUGGAGUUCAUGUCCUUCUCCGCUUCGAUCUCUAUGUUUUUGAAUGGUUCGUUGUGGUUUGUCUUCGGCUUACAUGGAUUGGACCCUUUUGUUAUGGUAAGUAUAAAUACGGCAACUUUAUGGUUUUCGACAUUGUUUCUUAUUUUGGUUUUUAAUGUAACUUACUCAAUAUACUUACUACUUCCAGCUUCCGAAUGGAUUCACCAGUGUAUUGGGAGCGCUACAAGUGAUAUUGUACCUCGUGUAUCGAAAUAACAAAAGUGAAGCCGAGAGAAAGAAGAAAAUUAAAUACAACUCGAAUGACACUAUCAUGAAGAAAAACUCGAAGUGAAUUGAUCAUGUUGCAUGCCCGGGCAUUCGAGUUAUUUAUCUUCUUUUUUUUUUUCUUUUUUUUUUUUUUCUCUGUCUUUAUCAAUUUAUCUCUUAAAUAUUGAAAUCAAUUUCUAGUGUAUCUUAGCAAAUUUCUUUCAUUUAUUUUAACAAAAUGCAUAUGUAAAUUCUAUCAUCUGUCUUAACAAAUUCUUAUGUGCAUUCUUGUAGAGGUUCCAACCCAAAUAUUUUUACUUUUUUUUUUUUCAUGAAACUUCUUUUAAGAGAUGUAGAAUAAUUUAUGUGGAAUAUUUUCGUAUUUUAUUAAUGAAGUUAAUUACGGUAAAAUAAUUAUCUUUAUAUAUAAAAGAAA
This is a messenger RNA of Erythranthe guttata (spotted monkey flower), 2050 nucleotides long. The record is from RefSeq and is a predicted model, not a curated record. NCBI's taxonomy places the organism in Eukaryota, Viridiplantae, Streptophyta, Magnoliopsida, Lamiales, Phrymaceae.